Aaosphaeria arxii CBS 175.79 is the source of this 604-nucleotide messenger RNA. RefSeq lists its product as uncharacterized. The record is from RefSeq and is a predicted model, not a curated record. The transcript is spliced from 2 exons. NCBI's taxonomy places the organism in Eukaryota, Fungi, Ascomycota, Dothideomycetes, Pleosporales. Bases 209 to 511 code for a protein of 100 amino acids.
GGAGUUGAAUUCUGUUGGUUGGAUCCGCUAGAAGUUCAACAUCUCCCAAGACCCACACAAGGUGAGUUCUCCUCCUCUAACAUCCUUCUCUCUGUCUGCUUACUUCUUUUAUCUAGGAGACGAGUGGUUUCCUUACCUCUACUCGUCAUCGUACCGUUUCCCGAGUCGAGAUCAGUUAUGUGACAAGAUCCUCGAUUUUUUCGGACAGAUGACAUGGCAACAACCCGAAGUGUUCCACACAAUCUCGGGUUCCUCCCGCUCUCCGCCUGAUGAUCAACAUUCUGAUCCAUCAGCGGAUAUCCCCUGUGAAAGGAACCAUUACUGUCGAUGGGACAAAUCCAAAGCUCCACGUCGGAAAUGUGGCAGGUGUCAAGAGCAAGUCAACAAGUUUUUGCUCAAGUGCGCGUCCUGUGGCUUCAAGGUCUGUGGCAAGUGCCAAAAGAAGUUGGUCCCCAGGCACUCCCAAGACGGCGCCAAGGAUAGGAAGUUGCGCGCGCUUGGCCUUCUGUGAACAGCCUAUCGAUCGACAUUACUGCUACUUCUUGUCAUUCAUGUACACUUAACUCCAUAUUCAGAAUACCAAAAGCCAACCUCCGUGACAUAG